AUGUCAUCUGGAAAGAAAAUAGAUAAGUCUAACUUAACAAUACCUUCUGGUAGCAUUGAUCGAGAAAUUAUUAGCAUGCAGCCUUCGGAAAUCCAGCAAAUGCAGACUCAGCCUUCCUAUGCUGAAACAUUUCCCUUAGAUGGUGUUCCUCAUGGAUGUUAUAGCACGAUGAUAAAUUCUUUAGGGAAUCUUUGUGGAUUUGUCGGAUCAAUUCCGAUUUUGUGUUGUUGCUGCUUCAAUCCUUUUCAGAGGGUUACGCAAGGAAACGUUGGUUUAAUUUCACGAUUUGGCCGAUUUUAUAAGAUUGUUGAUCCAGGCUUGACUAAAGUGAAUAUUAUAACUGAGAAGCUAAUUUCAGUCGACAUGAGGAUACAAAUUACAGAGAUUCCCAGACAAGCUAUUAUGACAAAGGAUAAUGUAUAUGUUCAUAUAGAUUCUGUUCUAUAUUGGCAUAUAAUUGACCCUUAUCAAGCUACUUUUGGUGUUACUGAUAUUCGCAGAGCUCUCAUUGACCGUACUCAGACUACAUUGAGGCAUACACUUGGCACACGUGUUCUUCAAGAUUGCAUCGAAAGUCGUGAAGCAAUUGCGGUUGAAAUAAAAGAAAUGAUUGAUGAACCGGCUCACGGUUGGGGUGUUAAAGUCGAAAACAUUUUGAUUCGUGACAUUUUAUUUUCUUCUGACUUACAAAAAUCUCUUUCUUCUGCUGCUCAACAAAAAAGAAUUGGUGAAAGCAAAGUUAUUUUGGCUCAGGCCGAAGUUGACUCUGCUAAACUUAUGAGACAAGCGGCUGAAAUUUUAAAUUCGCCUGCUGCUAUGCAAAUUCGAUAUCUUGAAGCAAUGACUACGAUGUCAAAAUCCUCAGGUAGCAAAGUUAUUUUCAUGCCUUAUUCUCCUGGGCAAGUUCAAUUUGGAGCUACCAAUGAAUCAGGUUCUAGUAGUUUUGGUACAUUUAAUCCGGUUACUGCAUCAAUAUAUGAAACAAUAGCAGAUAAACAAUAA
This is a messenger RNA of Dentiscutata erythropus, 1002 nucleotides long. NCBI's taxonomy places the organism in Eukaryota, Fungi, Glomeromycota, Glomeromycetes, Diversisporales, Gigasporaceae. The record is from the annotation of a GenBank genome assembly.